AUGGAUUACGAUAGCUCUGAUACGAUGAACGAUGGUUCAAGCAAUGUCCUAAUCGUCAAGUUGAACACCGCGAAGCUGUUAUAUCAACAUUAUUUGGAUAAAGUCACUCCUCACUCUAGGGAGAGAUGGGCUGUAUUGGGUGGGCUGUUGUGUUUGUUUAUGCUGCGUAUUACAAUGGCUGAAGGCUGGUAUGUGAUUUGUUAUGGUCUAAGUUUAUUCUUGUUAAAUCAGUUUCUAGCUUUUUUGACCCCAAAAUUCGACAUGUCUUUACAGCAAGAUGAAGAAAACAAUGAAUUGGAAGCUGGAGAAAAAUCAGAGGAAUUUCGCCCAUUCAUUAGAAGACUACCGGAGUUCAAGUUUUGGUAUAACAGCAUUAAAGCCACUGUUAUCUCUUUAGUAUUAUCACUAUUUUCGAUCUUUGAUAUUCCAGUUUAUUGGCCAAUUUUGCUAAUGUACUUCAUACUGUUAUUCUUUUUAACUAUGAGAAGACAAAUCCAACACAUGGUAAAAUAUAGAUAUAUACCUUUGGAUAUCGGUAAGAAGAAAUAUUCACAUCCUUCUAACUGA
This is a messenger RNA of Saccharomyces mikatae IFO 1815, 567 nucleotides long. RefSeq names its product protein retrieval receptor (gene RER1). NCBI's taxonomy places the organism in Eukaryota, Fungi, Ascomycota, Saccharomycetes, Saccharomycetales, Saccharomycetaceae. Gene Ontology annotation, cellular component: Golgi membrane. The transcript has a single exon. The record is from RefSeq and is a predicted model, not a curated record. Gene Ontology annotation, biological process: protein retention in ER lumen; retrograde vesicle-mediated transport, Golgi to endoplasmic reticulum. Bases 1 to 567 code for a protein of 188 amino acids.